Ruditapes philippinarum (Manila clam) is the source of this 585-nucleotide messenger RNA. RefSeq lists its product as uncharacterized. The transcript is spliced from 5 exons. The record is from RefSeq and is a predicted model, not a curated record. Bases 94 to 585 code for a protein of 163 amino acids. NCBI's taxonomy places the organism in Eukaryota, Metazoa, Mollusca, Bivalvia, Venerida, Veneridae.
CAGAAGUAAUUGACGUUACGCAUUAGCAACGUGAUAUUGACCCCGGAAAAUUACACAAGCUGUUUUUUAAAACCAUUUAAGCAUGGAAAAUUAAUGGCUAGUGAUAGUCGAGGCUGUUUCGUUUGGCUCAUAAGUUUUAAGAAGUCUUGCAAUGAAAGGUUUGCAAGAUUUCGAAACCGCUUGCGCCAAAGAUAUUAUGCAAGAAGAGGCAAGAGUCUUGACCCAGAAACCCUGUUAAAUGAAACAGGAAAUGCCGAAAUGGUCGUCUGUAAGAUUGCCAACAAGUCAGACAAAAUUGUUCCUCAAAACCUGUCAUCUCACAAUGAUGAUGUUGUUGAUAAUGAAAAUUCAGCAGUGAUUGAGGUCACAGCAGACGACAAACUUGUUGAAGAGUACGUGACAUACAUCAUAGACAAGGCAGCCGACACUCUUAAGCAGGAGUUGCCUAGCAACACAAACACCGUAACAGUGAUGCCACACUAUGCACAUAAAGCGAUUUUGAAGUUAACCAUUUUUUCUGCCCAGGAACAAUGGCCUGGCAGCUGGACUCUAGCAUUGAUCCGUAUAUUUACUGGGCCUCCGUAA